Molecule: messenger RNA, 1440 nt
Organism: Penicillium waksmanii
Lineage: Eukaryota; Fungi; Ascomycota; Eurotiomycetes; Eurotiales; Aspergillaceae
Exons: 3
Coding region: 1-1440 (479 amino acids)
Source: RefSeq, a predicted model, not a curated record
AUGCCUCCGCUACCGGGCGAAGAGCGUCUACUAACCGUUUUCGCCGAUAUUCAUUCUUAUUUCACGGUGCCAACCCCAAAGCCUUUACACCACCGGUUUGAUAAGGGCUCGUAUCUAUAUAUCUACCACGAUGAUGCCGACAACAAGGCAAGAAUCGAGGUUGCCAACAAUCCAGGAACAUCUGAUCAAGAUGCAUUCCAUGGAGGCUUGGAGAAUGUCCAUAUCCGUCAUUCAACCCAGUUCCCUACCCAAUGCACUCUGACAGUGGAUGGGCUUGGUUCGCCGCACCAACCUGCCCAUUAUGAAUGGCGCCUCCCCAGUGGAGAUCCCCGCAACGAGCGUCAUAGCCUCCUACGUCUGCACACACUCGACAUCUAUUUCUGGACUCUGGAGGAUGCAAAUCAAUUCCUGAGACAUCGCCCUGCUCAGUCAGAACAACCCAUGAGCUCGGUCGUACAGCAGCUUGAGAAUGUCGCCGUGACUGAUCCAGCCUACCAGAAUGGCCAGACACGCAACUCGCGUUCCGAGAUCCCAUCAGGAACUGCGCCCGCUAUACAAGGGAUCCAACAAGUUCCUAGCUUCCCACCACCGCCUCCAAGCGGACCAACAGCCGACGAACAACAACCCAGCUCGGUACAGCAAUCCCCAGUAUUGGAACAGAAAACACCAGAGAGCUUUGCACCUCUGCCCUAUAACCCAGCCGCACCUGCAGCCCCAGAACCGAUCAAACAUCGCGAGAAGACUCCGCCCCCAGAAGAUGGAGCUAAUGGCACCGGUCUCGCAGCGGCGGUGGCAGCUGACCAUGGCGUCCCAUAUACCCCGCCGUCGCAGGUAGGCGGAGCUGUGGGAAUGGCCGCUCUCACAAGCCCGCAAGCUUCACAGGGUAUCUCAUACAAUGGCCCAUCAGUAACUGGAGCAACAGGAUACGCUUCGCCCCCGCCAAGUGCAGGCCUAACAAACCCAGCAACGCUCUCGAGUCGUGGCUCGAUCCAAAGCCCAGGAAUACCCUCGUAUCAACAAUCCUUCCAGCCUAGCACGCCGGGAUCAAUGUCUUUUGCCCCGCCACCGCAAGAUCCCAACGCCCACCUUUAUGCUCAGCAGCAGGCGCAGCAGGCGCAGCAGCAGCAGCAACUCUAUGGCUCACCACAAUCACCACCAGCUCACCAACCCAACCAAGCCGUACAAAUCGCCGGAUACUCGAACUUCUCAUAUGAUAAAUCACAACAACCACAGCAGCAGACACAGCCCGGUGCGUCAGAGUACGAUGUCCACAACCAACUCUACAGACCAACCGAAACAGAGGCCAACUCGCAUGUAUACCAACACGCGCAAAAGUCCAUGAAGAACUCCGGAACCCGGGGCCGCAAGCUGGAGGACAAGGCGGAUAAACUGGAGAGCGGGAUGAAUCGCUUCUUUAAGAAGUUGGAAAAGAAGUUUUAA